AUGGAGUACAUGAAUCAUAUCUUUAACCCGUAUCUCGACAAGUUUAUUGUGGUCUUCAUUGAUGAUAUUUUGAUCUACUCGAGGAGCAAGCGAGAACAUAAGGAACACCUUCGAUUAGUAUUGGGAAUACUAAGAGAACGACAGCUGUAUGCCAAGCUAUCCAAGUGCGAGUUUUGGUUAGAAUCUGUGCAAUUUUUAGGACACAUGGUGAGUAAGGCAGGAAUAGCAGUCAACCCGGCGAAGGUGGAGGCAGUUAACUCAUGGGAAGAGCCCAAGACAGUCACGGAAGUACGAAGUUUCCUCAGAUUGGCAGGAUAUUACCGAAGAUUCAUCGAAGGAUUCUCCAAGAUCGCGAUGCCACUGACCAAAUUAACGAAGAAGGAUCAGCCUUAUAAAUGGACAACAGAGUGCGAAGAUAGUUUUAAAGAACUCAAGAAAAGGCUAACUACAUCACCGAUUUUGGUAUUGCCCGAUCCCGCGAAGGAAUUUGAAGUGUACUGUGACGCGUCAAAGAUGGGACUAGGAUGCGUACUAAUGCAAGAACGGAAAGUAGUAGCAUACACAUUGAGAGACCCAAGUUUUUAA
Messenger RNA from Lotus japonicus, 585 nucleotides. RefSeq lists its product as uncharacterized. The transcript has a single exon. Lineage: Eukaryota; Viridiplantae; Streptophyta; Magnoliopsida; Fabales; Fabaceae. The record is from RefSeq and is a predicted model, not a curated record. The coding region runs from base 1 to 585 and encodes 194 amino acids.